AUGGCUACAACCGACGAUCCCAACCAGCCACGGCUAUCUGGCUCGUCACGCCUCCUCCCGUCCGUUCUCCUGUCCAACUACUCGACCUACCGCCCACAAGCCUUCCAGCCAACAUGCACUCAUCUUACCAUGACACGCAUCUAUGACAAGGAGUUCGAUCGGGAGCCCCUUAUCGAGGAUGCCAUCAGAAAGAGUCAUCCUGUGAGCUUCGAUCUUCUCGGUGUCUCACUCAGCGUAAUGCUGUCGCCUGGGCCACGAAGCGCUGAGAGACGAUCUGACAAGCUCAAUUUCCUCACCGAGACCCCCCUUGACCAGUUGAAUAACUACACUCCUGGGCAGGUGGUGACUAUCCUUCGGCAAAGAGAGCAUCUGCUGGAGGUCCUCCACCGUGAGCAAAUGACGGCGAACCAGAAGUUGCUGCCAUACUAUCUCCCCUCGCCGGGUAUCAGUCGCUUCAUUGAACCUCCGCCUGGUUCUCGCUACCCGGCUAAUGAGAAGCCCUGGGUUCCUCGCGAGAACGCAGAGUGUCAGGCUAAGUAUUGCCAUCGUUGCCGCCCUUCUUGCGCACUGAGGACGUACUUAAGCCUGAAUGCGAUUCUCAACGACGAGAUUCCCCCUUCUGCAGCCACUGGGUUCGGCUUCCACCGCAUGGGUACACGGCCAGUUGUCGAUGUGGAAGUCAUCAGAUAUAUCGGUCUGCGACCAGUGCCCUGGCCCAAGGCUGGACCCUCGACGGUUCCUUCAUCGCCCUCGUCUGAUGGUUCGGAUUGGACCUUUACGGACGUUACAGACGUUAUUGAGCCUCAUCUCGUUGGCGCGGCUGGCAUCGAAAGAGAUUCCACGCCGACCCCAGGAGAGACCCCGUCUAUCGACAGUAUUAUCUGCACGCCUCCACGGCAUGAUGUCCCUGACAAGAUUCGUCCCGCUUGGUCUCCGCCUCCGACUCCGUCUGCUUGGGUAGGAUCACGUUUGCACAAGAGUGGUAUGACGACCUUUGAGCAUCAUCCACCUGUCUAUGACGGCCGAAGUCCCGCCUCUUUGAGAACGAACGAACAGGUCCGCAACCAAGUUCUCAGUUCCAUCGAAUGCAAAGAGCUACAGCCCACCUGCGAUACUAAGGAGCUCCAGUCUAUUAGCUCGCAUGCGCCCUCUGGAAAAGCGACGUUCAUCAGGGCUCUGUUGACUCCGCUUCCUGCUCCUACCUCCGAGGAGAACUUCUGCCUGCGUGAUGAUGUGACUUCCAUGAUGCUGGAAGAAAUGGAGGAGAGACAUUUCCACCAGGAGCCCUUGGAAGUUGGUGACCACGGCGUUGCUGUUCUCGAGGAGAGCCUUGGCCUGGGCGUUCCUGACGUUAUUUCCCAGGUCUAA
Anthostomella pinea is the source of this 1368-nucleotide messenger RNA. The record is from the annotation of a GenBank genome assembly. Lineage: Eukaryota; Fungi; Ascomycota; Sordariomycetes; Xylariales; Xylariaceae.